This is a messenger RNA of Etheostoma cragini (Arkansas darter), 3135 nucleotides long. RefSeq names its product arrestin domain-containing protein 3-like. Gene Ontology annotation, biological process: protein transport. Bases 1394 to 2353 code for a protein of 319 amino acids. Gene Ontology annotation, cellular component: cytoplasm; plasma membrane. The record is from RefSeq and is a predicted model, not a curated record. The transcript is spliced from 7 exons. Lineage: Eukaryota; Metazoa; Chordata; Actinopteri; Perciformes; Percidae.
CUGGUGGUGGCGACUAAAAAAGGGAGGCGUGAGCCGGAAAAAAGACCAAGGACACUGUGGCUGACGAUGCCUGGACGUGGAAGGGGAGGAAGCGGCUUGCACUCUCGUCUGAAAAGACAACUGACAGAAGCAGGGCAGAUUUAAAAUAAGGUUGUCAUGCUGUGAUUGGCUUGAACACACAUUCCCUACUCUGAUUGGUUUACACUACUGUGAUUCGCCCAAAAUAGCUGAUCAGUACAAGAGGAGAGUGUUAACGUUUUACCACCUUGGUAGUUGUUAAUAGGGAUACAAAUAAAUAACGGAGUAUAUCCAUCUAUUUUUCUAUCACACAACUACUUUGCAGCGGCUCCGUUCAGACUUUAGCACCGCCCAUGACAAUUCUGAUUGGUUUAAAGAAAUGACAAUAAACCAGAGCAUGUUUUCCUCCCAUUCCCAAGUAGCCAGACCUUCCUUCCCCGCGCUUUGGAGGAGGGUCUGGCAACGUGAGACUUUGUAAAUAUUAACUUUUCAUCAGCCUGCUUAAAUCAAUAUCACAAGGGCCAUGUUGAACAGAACUACUGUUGACUAAACAUAACCUACAAUUACACUUUUUUUUUAUUUUUAUCAAUAGAUGGAAUCAAAAUGGGAUACAUGACCUCAGUAUUUAGAAUAUCUAUAGUUUACUUUAGUUUCUUUAUUUAGCUUAUCAAAUAUUACAAACGUGAAUUGGCUGUACAUCCCUACCUGUAUUUUGAACAAUAAAUAUGCCUAAACUGAAACUUGUCUUUCAACUUACUGUUUUAUUGAUGUCAGUGUAAAAGUAAAGUUCAAUAAACCAACAGGGACAUUCUAAUGUUUUAAUUAUAUUCAGAGGCUUUUGCAUGGGUAGACUACACUGUUAUGGUCCACAGAAAAUUUGAAUGGGUAUUUCGUCUAAAUCUGUUAGCACUAGAAGAAAGGAAUAUGCUCUAAAUGCUUGUGUAUCCCCUUAAUAUGUGCAACUUUAGCAUGCGUCAUGCCUGCCUAAAUCAUCAAUAUAUAAAUGAAUAUUCACACAUAUAACAUACUGGAAUCUUUUGUCUUAGUAUAUCCAUGACGUCAAUCUCAAUUUAUUUGACCUAAUUUAGACUGCUGGCCUGCUGGCUAGAGUUACCUGUGUGAAAGUGACACCCGCAGCUCAUGAUCAGGUGGUCACGUGAGACAGAACACAGCUUCUGGAGAGGUCCACUGCUACAGUGUAUGUGCCAGCCUUGCUUGAUCCUUUCUCAUUAGCGAAAGGCCCCACUUCAAUACCCCCGUGGAUCAAUUCAAACCAGCUUUUCAAAAGAUUUACAGGAAUUAUUCUACACCAAAAGGAGCAUCGUCAUCGUGUCGACUCUCCACAACCUUUGGGAAGGUUAUUUGAUUUAGUGUCAUGACUGUAAAGCAUAUCUCAGUGGAUUACAUCAAGACAAAUGAAAGAGGCACCUUCUCUCCUGGGGACAUCCUGUCUGGCAGGGUGACAGUAGUGACCAGCAAGGAAACCAAAGUGCAGUGUUUAUUGGUCAAAGCCAAAGGAAAAGCUAAGGUGUCAUGGCAUCAACAAGAAGGACAAGCCACAGAGAUGCACCGUGACAAGAAGAUCUACUUUCAUUUGAAACAUAUUAUUCUUCAGGAUAAGAACAAAGGAGAUGGUUCAGAAAUCAUCCGCCCUGGGAGAAAUGUGUAUCCAUUCUCCUUUGUGAUUCCAAAGAAAGAUAUGCCUUCAUCUUACGAGGGGAAAUGGGGCAAAAUUACAUACAGUUUGCGAGCACAGCUGACUCAGUCGAUCUGGCUCGUCCACAAAACCAAGACCGAGUUCCCUUUUCUGACCAACUUCCCCUUUGCCUCUAAAUCGGAAAUGGUGAUCAUUGGACUUAAGGAGCAACAAUAUGCAACCAGGAUUUCAUUUUAUGGCUCUGCAAAGGUUACAAUCAAUGUUAGUUCAGAAAAAAUGGGAGUAAAGCAAGGUGAUGCGAUAGGAGUCUCUGUAGAGGUACUGAACGACUCUGCACGCACAGUGACACCCAAGUUCUACCUGUGUGAAAAGCACACCUUUGUUUUCCAGUCCAAGAGGAUCGUUCACACAAAUGACACCCUCUUUGGUACAGGAGACUCUGUUCCCCCUGAGACCAGUCAGACCAUAACCAAAGUUCUGAGUAUCCCUCCACAGCUCCAAACUACCUUCUUCAACUGCUGCAUGAUGAAGCUCGAGUACGAACUCAAGGUCACUCUUGAUGUCCCUCUGGCAAGAGACCCAGAGAUCAAACUUCCUCUGGUCAUUCUGUUGGGUUCGCCAAAACCACAUAAACAAAAACCAAAGAGAUCCAUCUGGUUCAGAAAGCUUCCUACUUAAAAAAUGGUCAUUAGAUCAAGGGACAGUGGUGGGCAUGUGCUGCGAUAACAAGGAAAACCAGGACACAGAAUAACACGUCAAUAUAGCAGCAUAAUAAAUACAUUUAUACUGCCUCAAGUGUCUGAAAAUUGACUGUAUGUUCUCCUCUCCACUAGAUGGAGAUAUGUGUCACCAAGUAGCCUUCCAGAUUCUUUUGAGUGUACAGUAUGUACUUAAUAAAUCCAACUACUCAGAUCCUUCACUUACAGUAAGUAAACCAAGCAGUAUCACAAUGUAAAAAUAAUUCAUGGCAGUCACUCUCGUAUAUGGGCAUAUUAUCAUCUAUUACAUUAUUAAAUGAAUCCUGAUGCAGAAUAUUUUACUGGUCGAGCUAGUUGAGCUGCAGCUAGUUUUGAGGUAGUUUAGUUUCAUUGUAUUGGGGUAAUAAGGAAGAAAAAAAUAAGUUUGCUGUACAAAUCUCUUCAUUUUGGAAUAUUGUCUAAUCUUUGCAUUUUUUUGUAAAAUAUUUUAUACCUUUGAGCACUUUUUAAAACAAAAUUGUGUGAGAAGUCUAGGGCAAGGUCUCUUUGGUGAAACUGCUUAAGUACCUCCCAUGACUGCACCAGAGUAGACAAAACGUUUUUUAAUAGAUACGCUUAUUAAGGUGAGAAAGGAUUGUUCUAUAUAAACAGGCUUAGGCCUAACAAUUUAUUUGAACCAAUAAUAAUAAUAAUAAUAAUAUACAUUUAAGAAGUAAUUUUUCUUCUCUUCACAAUCAUGGCUGUUGAGAAUACAUGGCAGCA